CCGGCUGGCGCUCGAUAGAGUACGCUACAGCGGCGCAGCGUUGGGCACGAGUCAGGGGCACAGUUCAAGGUCUCCAGCGCGUCAUCGCGCCGAGCCGGCCACGGCGUGAAUGAAGCCGGACCAGGCGCUCCGCUACAAGGAAGCCGAAGUGUCUUAGAAGCUAACUAUUUUCUGUUGCUGAAACAGUAGUAUACAGUGAAGCUGAAACAUCUAAAUGGAUUUGUGUCCUGACAAAUAUUAGGAAAUAUGAUGUCAUCACAUUCCAGUUUUAUCCUGGCGUUCAUUUUAACGAUCUUUACGUAUUACUCGUCAGCUUCCUACAAAUUUAUUCGAGAGGAUCAUGUUUUUGAAGAGUGCAACAUUAUGUCACAGUGUGAUGAUAAUGGUGCAGAAAUUGGUACUAGCAACUUCACCGUAACUGACUUUAACACAGGUAGUGUAAAAGUACUCUUGCCAGGAAGUUUUGAAAGACAACUAACCUUGUAUACUUGUGAAGGUACUGAUCCUGAAGAUAUUCUCUAUUUGCACUCAAUAUAUAACUGUGAAAUGCCCAGUGAGAAUGUGUCAUCAGAGUGCAGUUACCAAGAAGUUAUUCUUCAUUACCUUUUUACAAGCUGCUAUUGUCUAUGCAAUAAUAACAAUGUCAGCGUAGCUUAUGGUUGUGUUCAGACAAACUAUACAGAUGAUGCACUGAAAAAAGACUGUAGUAACAAAGCGGAAGCUGUUUUAGUCCAAGAGAAAUACACUCUCAUUUCUCUCAACAUCACACCAUUUCUACAUAACAGUGUAUUAAAGUUCUUUGUGGAUGAUACAAUAAACUGUACGAGGGCACCAAACAAUGAUGACUUUUGGUGGAGUGUAGAGAUAAAAGAAGAUCAGAAUGAUGAUGUCAUCACAGAGAAGAAUGAAACUCAAAACAGAACUGUUGACUGUGCUAUUGUUCUGAAUGAAGAAGUUGGCAUACGUCAGUUACAUUGUGAAGUUAACCGGACAGACAUAUCAUGCAUAAUGGUCAUGAGACAGAAGAGUAACAAUCCCAUUAAUGAUGAGUACUGUAACCAAAAAAACGUUACCUACACAAAAAUAGACCAUUUGCGACCCUAUGACAAUGUAGAACGUACAUUUCCGGCAGCUGAUGUAUCAAGAACUAUAUGUACGUUGUUCCUGAUGAUUAUCCCCUUAAUAGGAGUUGUUUGUGUUUACCUCAGACUGUAUUUCUCAAAUGAGGAGGACAAAGAAAAAGAGAAAGAUCCAGAGAGGCCAGAACCUCUUCCAUAUUUAAAAUGUAAGGUGUUACUUUUAUAUCCUCAGGAUUGUGAUUCUUUCAUGGCUACAAUGAAAAGUCUGAAAAUUUUUUUGCAGAGUUUUAACUGCUUUGAGGUAUAUGAUUACUUUGAUCCCAAGAGGUUUGGAGAAAUAGCAUGUGAUCCACAGGGAUGGAUCAGCAGCCUACUUUCACAUAAAGAUGUGAGGAUAAUUCUAGCAGAAACUGAUACUGCUUUGCUCCAUCAACUAGCUAUUGCAAAGAUAUGUGUUGUGAACUAUGUUUCACCUUUGCCAUAUAGCAAUCUUUUUGCAUAUGGUUUACAAAAUCUUCUGCAGAGUCUCAGACCACAGGAAUAUAGUCGUAUUUUUUUGAUAAGAUUUGAAGAUAUUACUCAAGACAAGGAAAUCCUUAAGCUCUCUAGAUAUCAGAGGUAUAAACUUCCAGAACAUGUCAGAAAUCUUAUUUCCCAUAUGAGCAACUGUAAUCUGAUUCCUUUCAAAGAAAUAGAGGAAUCAAUUGAAAUGAGAAGGCUAAAGCAUUCCAUAGAUAAAUUCAGACAAUUCCAACAACAGAAUCCUACUUAUCAUACAAAAAUAUGUGACAACCUAACAAAACUCAUUUAAAUUCCAUCCAUGAAAUCAAGAGGGGAAGUGUGAAAUGGAUCUAUUACUGCCAAGCAGGUGAAAGAUCUACCAGAAGUCGGAGUGAAAAAUGAAGAAAGUGACUUACAUUAUGAACUGUUCAGGGAGAGAAUAAAGAGCAGUGAUUACAAAAGCAGCAUGAGACUGAAAUAUUUGUGUAUCAUUGUCAGCACACCUCAAAUGAGUUCCAGUACAUGCAAAACGCUCAUUAUUUCAUUCAUGUAAAUAACAGAAUGGCUCUUGCAGGCAGUGCUACUUUAACUAUUGGAGAAAUGAAAAUGUGCAUUGCCAGAAGCUCGAUCUUUGGAUCUACUGUUUUCAGCACACAACUAUAUCAUGUGAAGCUGUAUUAAGUGUGGUUUACCCAGAAGCAAAUGUAGCAACACACACAUUAACCCAUUUUCAGCACUGACUUGCCCUGUGUGAUGUUUUUCCCAGUUUCUUCAUCUUGCCAUUUAUUGUUUCACACUUCCUGCCAGUGAUGAACACUGGUAUACAGCUGACACAUUUUGCGGCCAUAUUGACAACAUUUUGAGACUAGAGCAGGCUCUUCUUUGGAACUGUCAUUGUUUGAAUAAUUUGAAACCUUGUUCUUUCUUCCUGUAGCAUGCUCCCCAUUUAGGGUGACAGAUUUCUUGUUUUGCACAGAAUUACUUGCUAAGGUUUUCUUGUUUCUUACAAUCAAAACAAUCUUCCAGCUUCUUGUUGUAUGUGUAGCUGGUCAGUACUGUGCUCCCUUCCCAUUUCUACUAGCGAGAUGGGUUUUCCACUUUUAGUACUGGUCUAAUGUCCUUCAAAGGGUGGAGAUGGAAACAGUAUUUCAUAGGGAAGGAGACUCAGGAAGGAGUGCAACAUUAUCAUCCACUUCCAGCCAGAAGUUUUCAUUUUGUGUAGCAUUUGAUAGAUGUUGGAUUUGGAUUCUUGUUCAGGCAUUUGGAAGUUCAUUGUACACAUUUAUUUUUUCUAGUUGCCUGUAUUAAGGGCUUCAGUAAUACAGUCAGUUUCAUUGAGAAUAGCAUCACUGAAAAGGAAGAUAUUUCCAGUGUAAAAUCCUCUGAUGACAUUAGAUGUUGUUGAUGCCCUCAUAAAAAUAUUUUGCAUCAGAUUAUCAAUUUCAUAACUGUGGCACUAUCCAGACAUUAGUUGCAUAAAACUACCUUCAUGUCCCAUGGUUGUGAAAAGUGUUAAAUGCUUCAUAAAUACCACAUUGUAAGGCAGCAUUUUGUAAAUGCUAUGUAGUGGCAAGUGACCUGUGAUGAAGUAUUUUUGCUGUUUGGUAUGUAAAUAGUGAGUAUCUAAAGUACAGGUAAGAGGAUCUUCAACUGAAAGUUUCAAAAAGGAAGCAAAUAUUUUCCAUCCAGUGACAGAAAAGAUCAUACUAGAACCAUUCUGACUGAUGGAACCUUGCAGUGUUCAAGGAGAAUCUCCUUUCAUUAGGUUAAUAUCAUUUUUUCUUGCUAUGGAAAAUGAUCGUGGGAGAAACAAACUGACCGCCUACCUUGCUCAUCCACCGCAGGUGACAUUCAUGUUGGUUUUGCUUUUUCUUCAUUCCACUUUCUAAUAUUACCCAUAGAUGAUAAUUGAGCACAUACUAAGAUGCCGAAGUGCUUAAUCUGCUAUUGUGACACUCACCUGAAAAACUGAAGUUAAGAAAAGUAUUUUUACAAAAUAUUACGCCACUGGAAUAUUCUUUUAAUAUUCUCUUAAACUGUAUUAACUAACGGAGAUUCAGUUAUGCCUAUGUGGUCAUUACCCAGUCAAAAUUGAAGAAAAUUAUGAACAAACUGGAAAAAUACAUUGCUGUCUUUAUCACCGAAAAGGAAUCAUUGCUAGCCCAUUGACUAGGGGCACCCAAAAGCUGAAAGUUGAAGUUGACUGCACCAUGGAUUCCACACAACUUGCAGAUCUAUAUCUGUAUUGAGAUAUUUUAAUGAUUUUACUAACUUAAAUUAUUCUUUGAACAUUACCUCACAUUUAUUAAGGCUAUUAACAACGCUGCUUUCACCUCAUUUUCCUUUAUUUACUCAAUUCCACCCAGUCUACAUGAAAUUCUUAUCUCUCCAAGGUCUUUACUCAUUUGUGCUCAGGUGAUGGCAAAGGAAACCCUAGUCUGUUUUUAUUAUUUUUCCUGUGAAAUUCUAUCAGUUAAACAACAAUAUGAAUCUUUUCCUUGAUUUUUAAGCUACUGUGAACACACUUUCUAGAUUUAUAAGAUUUUUCAACUAAACUUCUUUCUCUGAAUGCCCAGUAACUGUUCUUUCACAUAUGUCUUAAAGAACUUCUUUAUUUAUUUUGGAGAUUACUAUGGUUGUAGCAUCAUCAAAGAACCUUCUCAUCCAUAAAUCGUAAUGACUAAUUGGCAAUUAAGUCCCAUGGCUAUUUUAGUUAUAGAUAUACACUGCUUGACAAAAAAAUGUGAAGCACCCAGAAGGAUGGAGGGGGAAUGGAAUGAAAAUUAAAAUUGAGUCAAAUUUAUAAAUAACAUGGUAUUAUGAUCCCAAUUAUCAGUAUGACAUUUUACCCCCUCUGGCCUGAAUGCAUGCACUGAUUUGGUUUGGAAGUCAAUGUAGCCUCUCCUGAGGCAAACAUUGCCCUCCACAGGUGCUGCAACUGAUCAUUGAUUACCUGGAUAAUGGCACUACAACAGGGUUGAUGUGCAAGCUAGGUCCACACAUGUUCUGCUGGAGAUAGAUCUGAGAAGUGCCUUAAUAUCAUGUGACUGUUCAGAGAGACACAUCCCAUACAUGGAUGAGCAUUGUCAUUCUGAAAUAUGAAACCAUGAUACUGUCACUUGAAACGUAGCACAUGAGUACACAGAAUGUCCAUGAUGUUCUGAUGUGUCAUCAGAGUGCCCUCAGUCACUACCAGCCAUGACCUGAAGUUGUACCCAAUGGCACUCUACAUCAUGGCAUCAAUAACACCACUUUGCCUGCCCACAACAUUGGAAGAGUGCAAGGUGACCAUAUUUUCUAGACCCAAAUUUGGGACACAUUAAAAAAAUAUGUUGCAUAAAUAAAGAUAUUAAUCAAAUGUAAUAAAUGCAAAAAAAUCACUUUAAUUUGUUAUAAAAAGUGCAUUAAUGUAUAGUUUACUAGUACCUUCUAUGAUGAAGGAACAUGAGCAGACGUACUGUAUGUAACAGUGCAGUGUGAAUGUUCUUCAACAGCAUAUGAAAAAACGUACUGAUACAGGUAAAAUAAAUAACUAAUUCAGGAUAAAUUGUUUCAUAAAAGUUAAAUUCAGGACAAAUAGGAGUCGUGAACUACCUUUGAAAUAGUUUGAGUCAGAGCUACAAAAAUCAUGACAGUUCCAAAAAACAAAAUGGGACAGGUGGUCACCUUAGAAGAAUGGGUUCCCUCCCCAGGUCACCACCACAAUCACCAACGAUGGUCAUCCAGGAUGACAUAGAAUUACCAUUCAUCACUGAAAACAAUGUGAUGCCAUUCAUUGUUUAGUCCAUGCUUCCUGGUCACAUCACCAAUCCAAACACAGCCAUUUGCAUUGCGGUGUCAACAGCAGACCACAAAGGGGAGCAGAGGGGGGGGGGGGGGGGGGGCAAUAUUCCCUGGUCUGCCUGCUGCAAGCCUACAACCACUGGUGUGCAAUGACACAGAAUGUCAUGGUGUGCCCAUUCUUGUUUUUGGAUGGCAAGCACAGAUGUGAAGGGAUUACAGUGUGCUUGGUGCACAAUAUCACAAUAUGGCAAUCCUACCUUGUGGUAAUCAGAUUGGGUCAACAAGAACCCUGACAAUGAGUAGGCCUGGCUCACAUUCCCAAGUAGUCCAGCAUCAAGGCACUGUCACAUUUGAAUGCCACACAAAUCUGGAUAUUCUAUGAUUUGGCCAGCUGGCCAAAUGGAGACACACAAUGAGGCUCCUAACAAGCCCUAUCAGAUACUGAUAAUACUGUCUCAUGCAAGUAUGCUGUACCUGUGGGUCCUUCACAGUGCUCGCCCAACAUCCGACACUGUUCACACCCUUUGUAUACUCUGCCAUGCCUUGUAACAACAUUAAACAUUAACAACAUUCAUGCUCUCUGGUGACUGUUCUGCGUGUAACAGAGAACUGCAACUCAAAACAUUCACACACCUGCUGACACUGUUUACAUGUGCAAAGUUACAUUGACAUCUGACCAUAUGUUGUGGAUGCUUCACUUUUUUUGUCAGGCAGUGUAAUUAUUAUGAGAAAAACCAACUGGGGAACUACUAAACCUGAGACAGAAAUUUCUGGUGGAGAGGGUUAAAAGAAAGAGGUGUUUACUCAAAACUUCAGGAUGAGAUAGGUGAGAUCCAUUAUGAAUCUGGAUUGAGGACAUACUGUUUCUUCUUAUUGUCAGUCUCUCCAGCAACAAAUAGACUUAUUGUUGAAUUCAGUGCAUAUGUCCAUGGUAACGUGAAAGGACAUAAACUGUUUCCAUCUGCUGUUUCUGAAAGGGAGAGGAGCAUAACAGACUAUUUUUACUUCAAAAGUUUAUUCAACAGCCCAAGACAUUCACUGCAUGUCAUUAACAGAUUUUGAACCAUGAAUAAAGUGCUUCUUUAAGCAAAUUAAUUCACAUGUAUAGAGCUCAACAUCAUUACCAUGGUUUGUGAAAAUCACUUUGCACCUAACUAAAUUAGGUUUCUUUUCCCUGACAGAACUGUAAUGACAGCCAUCUGUUGUUCCUGUACCAUAAGCAAAUAUGGACCUUAAUUUGAUCUUAAAACUAGAUAAAAUGACUGAUACCUUGCUCACAUUUAAUUUAAAGCUAGAAGAGAUUUUGUUUUGCACAUAGUUGUGAUGUAAUCAUAAAGACAAGCAAUUUACAGCAUAAUGUAGAAAACUUAGUUAUUUAGUUGUUUUGGGUAAAGAGUAAUUAGUCCAAAGUCAAACAGUUUGGCAAAGUGUGGAUCAAAUAAAAAGUGUAGUAUGAGACAUUUCAUUAAUCUGUAGUGACUCUAUACUGUAGCAAAUAGAAUGUUUGGUUUUAGAAAAUGAAACAAAGAGAAUUAUCUAUAAUUAAUGCAGGCACUAAUACAAAUGGCAUUGGGACAGCUUAACCAUAAGAGCUUGAUCCAGUUGUGCUUGGUUAUUAUCCAAAUGUGCACUAGUAAUAUUAAUCAAACAGUACAGAGCAACUGUUGUAAAGAAAUUUGUUACAUGUUUCAAGGAAAUUACAUUUUCUUCAGAGUCAAUUACUUUCACAUUAAUAACUAAGUUUUCUGUGUUUUACUGUGCUACAGAGAGAAAGAGGGAGGGCUGACUAAUUCAAAGCUUGUAUUUUUUGUAGUGUUGUUAAAUGUUGCCAGUGACUGAUUUCUUUAUGUAUUUUUGUAUUAUUGUUACAUUAGUUUUGAUAGAAUAUUGUCAAUAAGUUAUUUAUUUAUUUAUUUAUAAUUGUGCUUGUGACAUUUUAUCAUGUACUAUGUGUAUUUUCUGUUUCUAAAACCAA
Molecule: messenger RNA, 7338 nt
Organism: Schistocerca cancellata (South American locust)
Lineage: Eukaryota; Metazoa; Arthropoda; Insecta; Orthoptera; Acrididae
Exons: 16
Coding region: 247-1890 (547 amino acids)
Source: RefSeq, a predicted model, not a curated record